AUUUUAACAGCGUGGCCGGCUAUGAGUCAAGACUAAGGAUUUGUUUGGUGGGCUUGUCAGUGAUUACGAUCCGUAUCGGAUGCUGUGUGGAUUGAUGUCGUGAAUGAUAUCUUUACAAUCUAACUCCAUGUGCCUCGAAAUCAGCUGACAAUGUCUGGAAAGUUCUCAGCAGCCCUGCUCCUCGCCGUUUUGGUAGUCAGCCUCGGCAUCAUAAACUGCAGUCCUGCUAUCGCGUCCGGCUUCGACCCCCUGGAGGUGUGCAUAGAAAACUGCGCGCAAUGCAAGAAGAUGCUGGGUGACUGGUUCCAGGGCCCGCUUUGUGCGGAAACGUGCUUCAAACUCAGGGGCAAAGUCAUCCCGGAGUGCGAGAACUUCGCAUCCAUAUCGCCUUUUAUUGUCAACAAAUUUUAAUGCGUUAAACAAAAUGUCGAAUGCUCGAUAAGACGGCUAUUCUUUCUUGACACUGAUGAUGUGAUGAUUCGAAUGGGUUGUUGAGAUUUGUAACAUUUUUAAAUUUUAGUGGCACCUAUUGAUAUUUAUUGGAAGAUGUUACUAGCUAAUCUUGCCGAUAGCUUUAGGACCAGAAACUAAUCCUAUACUAGUUACGCAACCUGGGCAAUCUAGGUCAGUUUAAGUAAAGAUACGUUAUACAAUCUACUUAUGCUAUUUCAGUGAAAAUGUUUGCAUUGCAAAUUGCUAAGUGACAUAAUUUUGGCAUCUUUCGUUUGCUCGAAUAUCAAAUUUCGAUCUUUUCUUACUAGGAAAUUUUAUUGCUCUGUGUAUAGCGUGUAUUAAGAAUGACGGGAUAGGAGAAACACACAUAUUUUUUCUAAGAGCCAAUUUUCGCAUGCGAUUUUCAUUUUAAUUACAUUGCGGUAUUUGAUUCGUGUGCUGAAUUGUAUGUAAAAUCAGUCCGCGAUGUAACUAAAAUCGCAUGCGAGUUCGGGUUCGGACGCCGUCUAAAUCAGCCUUAAUAAGAGGUUAAAAAGUCUAAUCAAAGUUAAAGGAAAUUGCGCGGCCCUCGCAUAAAGGUUUCAUAACGCCCAUGUGAUCAUAAAUACAACGUUACGUUAUUCUAAAUUACCCCCUAACGGGUGAUUACCUUUAAAUCACUUUUUCACGAUUAAAGUUUGCGAGCGCUCGAAUAAAUAGGUACGUAACUUUGACCAGUGUUCUAACUUUGUUCCGCUUUUCUAUAUUUGUACAAAAGCUAUUUAAAGAAAGGUCUUUUGACAUUCCCAAGAAAAGGGACCUCUUAGCGUUUCCGAUGUGAGCGUUUACGGCCCC
Messenger RNA from Leguminivora glycinivorella, 1287 nucleotides. It is a transcript of the gene EH, whose product is annotated as eclosion hormone. Gene Ontology annotation, molecular function: ecdysis-triggering hormone activity. Lineage: Eukaryota; Metazoa; Arthropoda; Insecta; Lepidoptera; Tortricidae. Gene Ontology annotation, biological process: neuropeptide signaling pathway; ecdysis, chitin-based cuticle. The transcript has 3 exons. The record is from RefSeq and is a predicted model, not a curated record. Bases 151 to 411 code for a protein of 86 amino acids.